This is a messenger RNA of Penicillium pulvis, 1434 nucleotides long. Its product is annotated as B-type cyclin nimE. NCBI's taxonomy places the organism in Eukaryota, Fungi, Ascomycota, Eurotiomycetes, Eurotiales, Aspergillaceae. Gene Ontology annotation, cellular component: cytoplasm; cyclin-dependent protein kinase holoenzyme complex; nucleus. The record is from RefSeq and is a predicted model, not a curated record. Bases 1 to 1434 code for a protein of 477 amino acids. Gene Ontology annotation, molecular function: cyclin-dependent protein serine/threonine kinase regulator activity. The transcript is spliced from 3 exons. Gene Ontology annotation, biological process: G2/M transition of mitotic cell cycle; regulation of cyclin-dependent protein serine/threonine kinase activity.
AUGGCACCGGCCCGUAGCCUCCGCCCCCGAGGAACCAUGAACGAGAACGAUGAAAACGGACCCUCGACGCGUCUGACGCGGGCGAAGGCCGCCCUUGGCGAUGGACCUGCCGACGCAGUCAAGAAACCAACGCAGCCUAUCAAGCGUGCAUUGUCAACCACAAAUGGACCCCCACGCCGCCGAGCCGCUCUGGGCGAUGUCAGCAAUGUCAACAAGACUGAAGGUGCUGAGGUCAAGGACGGCAAGAAGCCCGCUACGGUAAAGGCUGCUCUGUCUUCGAAGGCCACUACCAAAGCUGGCGCCAUCCAGAAAGUCACUCGCGCCAACUCAACACGGGCAGGUCCUCUCAAGCCCCGCAGCGACAACAACAACAUCAAAAAAUCGCCAAAGAAGCGCAAUCAGGUGAUCAAGGAGGAGUCGUUGGAUGAGCCUCCUCUCAAAAGGCACCACACUAUUACCAAAACUUUCAUCCAGGAGGAUGAAACAGUCAAGGACGAGCCCGCUACUACAGAGGAAUCCGAGCCUACUGGCAAGGGUGCUAAGGCUCAAGAUGGGAAGCCGGAGUGGGAGAAUCUGGAUAUUGAAGACUUGGAAGACCCUUUGAUGGUCGCUGAGUAUGUUGUGGAGAUUUUCGAUCAUCUGCAGCAGCUUGAGCUCUCAACCCUGCCCAACCACGAAUACAUUAACCACCAGCCCGAUCUAGAGUGGAAGAUGCGUGGCAUCCUUGUCGACUGGUUGAUUGAGGUUCACACCCGCUUCCGUCUGCUUCCCGAGACCCUUUUCCUGGCUGUCAACAUCAUCGAUCGCUUCCUGUCCGAAGAGCAAGUUGCUUUGGAUCGUCUGCAGCUAGUUGGUGUCACUGCCAUGUUCAUUGCGUCCAAGUAUGAAGAAGUCCUGUCUCCCCAUGUCGCCAACUUUAGCCAUGUCGCCGAUGAAACCUUUUCCGACAAGGAGAUCCUGGAUGCCGAACGUCACAUCCUCCAAACCCUCAACUACAACAUGAGCUACCCCAACCCAAUGAACUUCUUGCGCCGCAUCUCCAAAGCAGACAACUACGAUAUCCAGACCCGAACCCUCGGCAAGUAUCUUAUGGAAAUUAGUCUUCUCGACCACCGAUUCAUGUGCUACCCCCAAAGUCAGAUUGGUGCCGCCGCCAUGUACCUUGCCCGUCUGAUCUUGGAGCGUGGACCCUGGGACGCUACUCUGGCCCACUACGCCGGAUACACUGAGGAGGAGAUCGACCCUGUCUUCCGCUUGAUGAUUGACUACCUCCACCGUCCUGUUUCCCAUGAAGCUUUCUUCAAGAAGUACGCCAGCAAGAAGUUCAUGAAGGCUUCCAUUCUGACCCGUCAGUGGGCCAAGAAGUACCACCACCUGUACAUCGACAGCUCGCUUUCGGAGCCAUACACCUACAUCAAGGAGAGCGAACAGUAA